Messenger RNA from Lactuca virosa, 1906 nucleotides. Lineage: Eukaryota; Viridiplantae; Streptophyta; Magnoliopsida; Asterales; Asteraceae. The record is from the annotation of a GenBank genome assembly.
AUGUUGACGGCGAGAAUGGAGGUUGUGGAAGACCAGAUUUGUAGCAGAGAAGUGGUGGCGGUGGAGAACCGGAUACCGCCCAUCGAGCACGUUUUUCCGGCGAUUAUGGUGGCCGACUAUGAAAGGGGAGGUGGCAGCAUCUGGCGGCGGGCGGCGAUAGUGACUUCCCGGAGAGCAAAAUACGAAAAGGGAAUUUCUUGUUCAAACAAAGAAAUGUCUGCAGAGACUGGCGUAACUUUCCCUUAUUUUCAAAGUUUCUCACCUGAUGUUCAACAAUUCGAUGAUCUCUGUUACUCCCACAAAUCCAACUCGUGCUUGGGGAGUGUGGUUCAGAGCUCCGUUAUAUCAGAUUUCGAUUUUGGGGGUGAAGGGGAUCUUUUCAAAGCACAAGAACCGAUGAUCGAGCAACCAUUGGUUACUGUUGACUCUAUGUCGGCGAUCACUUGUGGAGAAGACGACCUUUCUUCACAAGAACUCAGUGUAACAGAUAUCCAGUCGUUUCAAAACGAUGCAUCUCUGAAUGAAAUUUUCCAUGAAUUCAAAGAAAUAUUGGCAAAAGAAGCAACCGAAACUUCACCGCUUUCAGAGGUCUUGAACUAUAAAUUCCCAGUUAGAACAGACGAAAUCCCGAUUGUGAAAGAAAACGUGCAUCCACCUGGACAGAUCGUGAAAAGUGUGAGCUCAGAUUGUUUAAGCUCGAUGGAAUGGAUUCACCCUGGUGUUUUGAACACUAUGGAAGUGAACUUUGCAAAUGUUUAUGGGAUGCGAAGGGCGUUUAGUGAAGGAGACAUAAAGACUCUUGAUAAUGGCAAUGGAAGCCAUAGACAGCCACAUCUCAUGAGUGAACACACCAUGGGAGACCGUUGGCAGAAGCUCUCAAGAUACAGAAACAAGAAAACAAAGAGGAAUUUCGGUAGAAAAAUCAAGUAUGCAUGCAGAAAGGCAUUGGCAGACAGUCAACCAAGGAUCAGGGGAAGCCAGCCUGGUCAAAGUCAAAGCAGAGAGCAGACGCGAUCGGCGAUUCAGAGCCCUAAUCGGACUAUCGCAGCUGCCCAGCCCCACCAUCGUCGGACCAUCGAAUUAGAAGAGGCGCCACUUCAAGACUCCUAAGAGAGAGCUAAUGAGGUCAAACAGUCUCUAGAUCUUCGAAGAUGAAGACUUUUAACUUCAAAAUCGGAAGAACAACAAUAGAUUGGUGUCUACAUCGAAUCCGUUUUAGAAAGCCUAGUCUUCAACUCAGUUUAGCCAUAUCAAGUUGGAUGUCGCGUAGUUUCCGAUAAGAAUUUAAAUUGCUUCCUAUUUUUGUAUGUGUAAAAAUAUUCCUAUCCAAUAAAAUUAUGGAUAAAAUUAUGAUAAUUCUAUAUUUUUUUAACUAACUCAUUAAGGCUAUAUUAGGAAUAUAUCAAAUAAAAUUAAAUUGAAUGGUGAUUUGUCAUAAUUUUAGUGGGUAGGAAUAAUUAUAGGCAUAAAAGGUAGGAGGUAAUUUAAUUUCUCAUAUGGAAAUAAAAAUUCCCCACUAGCCAUCGUUUGUUUCUCAGGAUACACAACAAAAUACAAUAUCUGAGACCUCUGAAUAUAACUAGACCUUAUUUUACUGUUGUGAGAGAGUUUCGAUGUUGUUGUAGUAGUACGGAUGACAAUAUGAAACAAGCAAAUUUUUAUGGUGUUUUUUUUUGUGUAUGAAUGCCCUUUUUAUAUAUCAAAAACUUUCAAAAAUAACCAUAAUUAUAAUCAAAACUAAAAAUUAACUAUGAUGAUUUAAUUCAAUUUUAGAUUCUUAACUAUAAAACCGAAAACAUUUAAUUACAAUUUUUACACAUAUGUUACGAGAAGAAAAAAACUGUUUGCAAAAUAGAAAUUUCAUGAAAUAACCAAAACUUAAGGGGUGUUUUAAGUAUUUAGCCAC